GAGCGAGAUGAUUUGCUGCAGAUGACAUCAGCCCUGGGCCAACGGCUGGAAGAGCCGAGGCAGCCACCGCGUGAGGAUGUGCCGGGUGGUCCUUUCCUCCUCCUCUUCCUCCUCCUCCUCCCGGGCUCCUUGCCUAGUCUCCAUAUAAAAGCGGCGCCGCCUCCCCGCCCACUCUCACUCCCCACUCUUCUCCGCCGUGCGCUCUGGAGAGGGCGGAGGGGGAGGCGGCGCGCAGCGCCAGGAGGAGGGGGGACGCAGGGGGCGGAGCAGAGACAGCACCUUCGGCGAUAAUCCUUUCUCCUGCCGCAGAGGAGAGGAGCGGCCGGAGCGGGACGCUUCGCCCAGGCAAAGCGGGCAGUCAGGAUGGCGACCGUGGUGGUGGAAGCCGGGGAGCCUGAGCUGUCCGGCAGCAUCGCCAACCCGGCGGCGUCCACCUCGCCCAGCCUGUCGCAUCGCUUCCUCGACAGCAAGUUCUACUUGCUCGUGGUCGUCGGCGAGAUAGUGACCGAGGAGCACCUGCGACGCGCCAUAGGCAACAUCGAGCUCGGGAAGAGAACAUGGGACACAAACUUGUUCAACUGCAAUCUCCUAGAGAGGGUCAAGUUCUUUGUUUCAAGGAGGCGGGGCAGUUUUAAUCCGGAAAAGCUAAAGGUCUCCUCUUUUGUCUGUGUUUUUGUGCCUGCAGGACAAAAGAUCCUUCAUCAUCGAAGUGACGUGUUAGAAACAGUGGUCCUGAUCAACCCUUCAGAUGAAGCAGUCAGCACUGAGGUGCGCUUAAUGAUCACUGAUGCUGCCAGACACAAGCUGCUCGUGCUGACGGGACAGUGCUUUGAAAACACUGGAGAGCUCAUUCUCCAGUCCGGCUCUUUCUCCUUCCAGAACUUCAUAGAGAUUUUCACCGAUCAAGAGAUUGGAGAAUUACUGAGUACCACCCAUCCUGCCAACAAAGCUAGUUUAACGCUCUUCUGCCCUGAAGAAGGGGACUGGAAGAACUCCAAUCUUGACAGACACAAUCUCCAAGACUUCAUCAAUAUUAAACUCAACUCAGCUUCUAUAUUGCCAGAAAUGGAAGGACUUUCCGAGUUUACUGAGUAUCUCUCAGAAUCCGUGGAAGUCCCAUCUCCCUUUGAUAUCCUGGAACCUCCCACAUCGGGUGGAUUUCUAAAGCUCUCCAAGCCCUGUUGCUACAUUUUUCCAGGAGGGAGGGGCGAUUCUGCAUUGUUUGCAGUGAACGGAUUCAAUAUGCUCAUCAACGGAGGAUCAGAAAGAAAAUCCUGCUUCUGGAAGCUCAUCCGACACUUGGACCGAGUGGACUCCAUCCUGCUCACCCACAUUGGGGAUGACAAUUUGCCUGGAAUCAAUAGCAUGCUACAGCGGAAAAUUGCAGAGCUUGAGGAAGAGCAGUCUCAGGGCUCCACCACCAAUAGUGACUGGAUGAAAAACCUCAUCUCCCCUGAUUUAGGAGUUGUAUUUCUCAAUGUCCCCGAAAAUCUGAAAAACCCAGAGCCAAACGUCAAGAUGAAGAGAAGCAUUGAAGAAGCUUGCUUCACUCUCCAGUACCUAAACAAAUUGUCCAUGAAACCAGAACCUCUAUUCAGAAGUGUAGGCAAUACCAUUGAUCCUGUCAUUCUUUUCCAAAAAAUGGGAGUUGGUAAACUUGAGAUGUAUGUGCUUAACCCAGUCAAGAGCAGCAAGGAAAUGCAGUAUUUUAUGCAGCAGUGGACUGGCACCAACAAAGACAAGGCUGAAUUAAUCCUGCCUAAUGGUCAAGAAAUAGAUAUCCCAAUUUCCUACUUAACUUCAGUCUCAUCUUUGAUCGUGUGGCAUCCAGCAAACCCUGCAGAGAAAAUCAUCCGGGUCCUAUUUCCUGGAAACAGCACCCAAUACAAUAUCCUGGAAGGACUGGAAAAGCUCAAACAUUUAGAUUUCCUGAAACAGCCGCUGGCCACCCAGAAGGAUCUAACUGGCCAGGUGGCCACUCCUGCUGUGAAACAAGUAAAACUGAAACAGAGGGCUGAUAGCCGAGAAAGUCUGAAGCCAGCCACAAAACCACUGGCCAGCAAAUCUGUGCGAAAAGAGUCUAAAGAGGAAACCUCUGAGGUCACAAAAGCGAAUCAUGUGGAAAAGCCACCCAAAGUUGAAAGCAAAGAAAAGGUAACAGUGAAAAAAGACAAGCCAGCAAAAACAGAGACCAAACCAGUGACCGAAAAGGAGGUGCCCAGCAAAGAAGAGCAGCCUCCAGUGAAAGCCGAAGUGGCUGAAAAGCAAGCCACAGAUGUCAAACCCAAAGUCACCAAGGAGAAGACAGUGAAAAAGGAAACAAAGGCGAAAUCUGAAGAAAAGAAAGAGGAGAAGGAAAAGCCAAAGAAAGAUGUGGCUAAAAAGGAGGACAAGACACCUAUUAAGAAGGAGGAAAAACCAAAAAAGGAAGAGGUGAAAAAGGAAGUAAAAAAAGAAAUCAAGAAAGAGGAGAAAAAAGAAUCCAAGAAAGAGGUUAAGAAAGAAACACCACUGAAGGAAGCCAAAAAGGAAGUUAAGAAGGAAGAAAAGAAGGAAAUUAAAAAGGAAGAAAAGGAGCCCAAAAAAGAAAUUAAGAAACUUCCUAAAGACUCAAAGAAAUCAUCUACUCCUCUAUCUGAAGCAAAAAAACCAGCUGCGUUAAAACCAAAAGUACCCAAGAAGGAAGAAUCUGUCAAGAAAGAAUCCACUGCUGCUGGGAAGCCAAAGGAGAAGGGGAAAAUUAAAGUUGUUAAGAAGGAAGGCAAGACAACAGAUGCUGCAGCUGCAGCCAUCGGCACUGUGGCCACUGCAGCAGCCAUGGCAGCGGCGGCGGCUGGAAUAGCAACCACUGGCCCUGCCAAAGAACUGGAAACUGAGAGGUCCCUGAUGUCAUCCCCUGAGGAUCUAACCAAGGACUUUGAAGAGCUAAAGGCUGAAGAGGUUGAUGUAGCGAAAGACGUCAAGCCUCAGCUGGAGCUGAUCGAAGAUAAAGAGAAACUGAAGGAAACUAAGCCAGUCGAAGCCUACGUCAUCCAGAAAGAGACAGAAGUCAUCAAAGGUCCUGCCGCCGAGUCCCCUGAUGAGGGAAUCACCACCACCGAAGGGGAGGGUGAAUGUGAGCAAACACCCGAGGAGCUGGAGCCAGUCGAGAAGCAGGGGGUGGACGAUAUUGAAAAAUUUGAAGAUGAAGGAGCGGGUUUUGAAGAAUCCUCAGAGACUGGAGACUAUGAGGAAAAGGCAGAAACUGAGGAGGCUGAGGAGCCAGAAGAAGACGGUGAAGAAAACGUGUGUGUGAGCACCUCCAGGCACAGCCUCGGGGAGGAGGAAGAAAGUGCGAAGGCUGAGGCAGAUGUGCACAACAAGGAGAAGCGGGAGUCUGUGGCCAGUGGUGAUGACCGAGCAGAAGAAGACAUGGACGAGGCAGUAGAGAAAGGAGAAGCUGAACAAUCUGAGGAGGAGGGUGAUGAGGAGGACAAAGCGGAGGAUGCCAGAGAGGAAGAAUAUGAGCCUGAAAAAGCUGAAGCUGAAGAUUAUGUGAUGGCCGUGGUUGACAAGGCUGCGGGGGCUGGUGGUGCUGAGGAUCAGUACGGAUUCCUUACCACUUCAACCAAGCAACUGGGAGCCCAGUCUCCUGCUCGGGAACCUGCAUCUUCCAUUCAUGAUGAGACAUUACCUGGAGGUUCAGAGAGUGAGGCCACUGCUUCUGAUGAGGAGAACCGAGAAGACCAGCCUGAAGAAUUCACUGCCACUUCCGGCUACACUCAGUCUACCAUUGAGAUAUCCAGUGAGCCCACCCCAAUGGAUGAGAUGUCUACUCCUCGCGAUGUGAUGAGUGAUGAGACCAACAAUGAAGAGACAGAGUCCCCAUCUCAAGAAUUUGUAAACGUCACCAAAUAUGAGUCUUCACUAUAUUCUCAGGAAUAUUCCAAACCUGCUGUUACAUCGCUCAAUGGAUUAUCUGAGGGAUCAAAAACAGAUGCCACUGAUGGGAAGGAUUACAAUGCCUCAGCCUCCACCAUUUCACCACCCUCAUCCAUGGAGGAAGACAAAUUUAGCAAAUCUGUUCUACGUGAUGCUUACCACUCUGAAGAAAAAGACAUGAAAGCCAGUGCCAUAUUGGAUAUUAAAGGCACUGUCUCAGCAGUUUCUGAUGAAAAACUUAGUCCAUCCAAGAGCCCAUCCCUGAGUCCGUCUCCGCCCAUAGAAAAGACCCCUCUGGGUGAACGUAGUGUGAACUUUUCUCUGACACCCAAUGAGAUUAAAGUCUCAGCAAAGGCAGAAGCAGUCCCAGUGUCUCCUGAGGUAACCCAAGAAGUAGUGGAAGAACAUUGUGCUAGUCCUGAGGAUAAGACCCUGGAAGUGGUGUCUCCCUCUCAGUCUGUGACUGGCAGUGCUGGCCACACACCUUACUACCAAUCUCCCACCGAUGAGAAAUCCAGUCACCUCCCCACAGAAGUCGUCGAAAAGCCACCAGCAGUUCCAGUGAGUUUUGAAUUCAGUGAUGCCAAAGAUGAGAAUGAAAGGGCUUCCAUAAGCCCCAUGGAUGAACCUGUGCCUGACUCGGAGUCUCCUAUUGAAAAAGUUUUGUCUCCUUUACGGAGCCCUCCGCUAAUUGGAUCUGAGUCUGCCUAUGAAAGUUUUCUAAGUGCUGAUGACAAGGCUCCUGGUAGACGUACCGAAAGCCCCUUUGAAGGAAAGAAUGGAAAACGAGGCUUUCCAGACCAAAUAAGUCCAGUUUCUGGCAUGGUUUCCACUGGUCUUUCCCAAGACAAACAGGAAGGGAAAAGCACAGAUUUUAUACCAAUAAAGGAAGACUUUGGUCAACAAAAGAAAACUGAUGAUAUUGAAGCCAUGAGUUCUCAAUCAGGACUGGCUUUAGAUGAAAGGAAGUUAGGAGGAGAUGUCUCUCCUACACAAAUAGAUGUCAGUCAGUUUGGAUCUUUUAAAGAAGACACCAAAAUGUCCAUUUCUGAAGGCACUGUCUCAGAUAAGUCAGCUACCCCUGUUGAUGAGGGUGUAGCGGAAGAUACAUACUCUCACAUGGAGGGUGUGGCCUCAGUCUCCACAGCUUCUGUGGCUACGAGCUCAUUUCCAGAGCCAACAACAGAUGACGUGUCUCCCUCUCUGCAUGCUGAGGUUGGCUCCCCACAUUCCACAGAAGUAGAUGACUCCCUUUCUGUGUCUGUUGUGCAAACGCCUACCACCUUCCAGGAAACAGAAAUGUCUCCAUCUAAAGAAGAAUGCCCAAGACCAAUGUCAAUUUCUCCACCAGAUUUCUCCCCUAAAACAGCCAAAUCCAGAACACCAGUUCAAGAUCACAGAUCUGAACAAUCCUCGAUGUCCAUUGAGUUUGGUCAAGAAUCCCCUGAGCACUCCCUUGCUAUGGACUUCAGUCGACAGUCUCCAGAUCACCCUACAGUGGGUGCAAGUAUGCUUCACAUCACUGAAAAUGGGCCAACUGAGGUGGACUACAGUCCUUCUGACAUGCAGGACUCUAGUUUAUCACAUAAGAUACCACCAAUGGAGGAGCCAUCCUAUACUCAAGAUAAUGAUCUUUCUGAGCUCAUCUCAGUAUCUCAGGUUGAGGUCUCCCCAUCCACCUCUUCUGCACAUACCCCUUCUCAGAUAGCUUCUCCUCUCCAAGAAGAUACUCUAUCUGAUAUCGCCCCUCCCAGAAAUAUAUCUUUAUAUGCCUCACUCACCUCUGAAAAAGUGCAAAGUCUGGAAGAAGAGAAGCUAUCACCAAAAUCUGAUAUCUCUCCACUCACCCCAAGAGAGUCCUCUCCUUUAUAUUCACCUAGUUUUUCAGAUUCUACCUCUGCAGUCAAAGAGAACAUAGCAGCUUGCCACACUUCCUCUCUUCCACCAAUGGAAGCAGCAUCUGCAGAGCCCUAUGGCUUCCGUGCCUCAAUGCUAUUUGAUACGAUGCAACACCAUCUAGCCUUGAAUAGAGAUUUGACCACAUCUGGUGUGGAGAAGGACAAUGGAGGGAAGACACCUGGUGACUUCAGCUAUGCCUAUCAAAAGCCUGAGAAAACAACUAGGUCCCCAAAUGAAGAAGGUUAUGACUAUGAGUCUUAUGCAAAAACCACCCGGACCCCAGAUGUGAGUAGCUAUUACUAUGAGAAGACAGAGAGAACUACUAAAUCCCCAUGUGACAGUGGCUACUCCUAUGAGACCACUGAGAAAACCACCAAGACACCUGAAGAUGGUGGCUAUGCCUAUGAAGUUACUGAAAAGACCACACGGAACCCCGAAGAGGGUGGGUACUCAUAUGAGAUAAGUGAGAAGACGAUAAGAACCCCUGAAAUGAGUGGUUACACCUAUGAAAAGACUGAGAGGUCUAGAAGGCUGCUGGAUGACAUCAGCAAUGGCUAUGAUGACUCUGAAGAUGGUGGCCACACACUUGGGGAUUCCAGCUACUCUUAUGAGACCACUGAGAAAAUUGCCAGUUUCCCUGAGUCUGAAAGUUAUUCCUAUCAGACUUCUACAAAAACUACGCGAUCCCCUGAUACUUCCACAUACUGUUAUGAGACAGCAGAGAAAGUUACUAAAACCCCCCAGGGGUCUACAUAUUCCUAUGAGACUUCAGACCAAUGCUACACUGCAGAAAAGAAGUCCCCCUCAGAGGCUCGCCAGGAUGUUGACUUAUGCCUUGUAUCCUCCUGUGAAUACAAGCAUCCCAAGACAGAGCUGUCACCUUCCUUCAUUAAUCCCAAUCCUCUCGAAUGGUUUGCCAGUGAAGAGCCAACUGAAGAAUCCGAGAAGCCCCUCACUCAGUCAGGGGGAGCCCCACCACCUCCAGGAGGAAAGCCACAAGGACGACAAUGUGAUGAAACCCCUCCCACCUCGGUCAGUGAGUCAGCCCCAUCCCAGACCGACUCUGAUGUCCCCCCAGAGACUGAAGAGUGCCCCUCCAUCACAGCUGAUGCUAAUAUCGACUCUGAAGAUGAAUCAGAAACCAUCCCCACAGACAAAACCAUUACCUACAAACACAUGGACCCACCUCCAGCCCCCAUGCAGGACCGCAGCCCUUCUCCACGCCACCCUGAUGUGUCUAUGAUGGACCCCGAGGCCUUGGCCAUUGAGCAGAACCUGGGAAAAGCUCUGAAAAAAGACCUGAAAGAGAAGACCAAAACCAAAAAGCCAGGUACAAAGGCCAAGUCAUCGUCACCUGUCAAAAAGAGUGAUGGGAAGUCCAAGCCCUCUGCGGCUUCGCCCAAACCAGGGGGCUUGAAAGAAUCCUCAGAUAAGGUGUCCAGAGUGGCUUCUCCUAAGAAGAAGGAAUCUGUAGAAAAAGCAACAAAACCCACCACCACUCCUGAGGUCAAAGCUACACGUGGGGAAGAGAAAGACAAGGAGACCAAGAAUGCCGCCAAUGCCUCUACAUCCAAAUCGGUCAAGACUGCAACUGCAGGACCAGGAACCACCAAGACGGCCAAGCCCUCAGCUGUGCCUCCAGGCCCCCCUGUGUAUUUGGACCUGUGCUAUAUUCCCAACCACAGCAAUAGUAAGAAUGUUGAUGUUGAAUUUUUCAAGAGAGUGAGGUCGUCCUACUACGUGGUGAGUGGCAAUGACCCCGCUGCCGAGGAGCCCAGCCGGGCCGUCCUGGAUGCCUUGCUGGAAGGGAAGGCCCAGUGGGGCAGCAACAUGCAGGUGACCCUGAUCCCGACUCAUGACUCAGAAGUGAUGAGGGAAUGGUACCAGGAGACCCAUGAGAAACAGCAGGACCUCAACAUCAUGGUUUUAGCAAGCAGCAGCACAGUGGUUAUGCAAGAUGAAUCCUUCCCUGCAUGCAAGAUCGAAUUAUAAAGACCAAGGCCAGCACACCACAGGAUUUGAACUUUGUUUCCAGAAAUUCUUCAAUUUGAAAUCACCUUUUUCUAAAAAGUCAAUUCAUCUAAAUAAGUCGCUGAACUGUUACCUGCCAAACGCUAUACUAUGUCAUGGUGAUGCAAGUCCACUAAUAUUUCUCAUUUUUUGCUGAUCGCUAAGGGAAGUAACAGUAUUCCCACAAUAGGGUUCAAGUUACUGCAAAAUUACCUACCCCGGUUCAUCUCUGCUGAACAUUUGGAAACCAUGCACUAGCAAACCCAACUGACUUCUGCUAGGUAUUUGUCUGAGAAAGUGAGAGGGAGCGCGCGCACAAAGAGAGAACGCAGGAGAGAGAGAGAAAGAGAAUGAGAAAGAAAAAGAAUGCAAGAGAAGGAGAUAUAAUGGUAGAGAGUGCUGGUGAGAUACCCAGAGAGGAAAAAGAGAGAGCAGGGUGGAGUAAGGAAGAGAAAAUAACCCAUUCGGUCUGCAUUUUCUCAGGCAGCCUGUAUUCUGUAGUCUGCAUAGACAAAGUUUUCAACUUGUGUCAGUCUGAGUCAUCAACAAGGGUCUUAAUUUUUUAAAACAAGUUGGCUGGAAGAAAACACAAAAACAAAACUUGUUAUGAGGGCAUGUGAGAUUUUUCACGCCUUAAUUAAGCUCCUUCAGUUUGAAGGCUGCACACUGACAUAACGUAGUGAGCGUAGAUUGGACCUCCAAGUGGUUUCAACCCCAUUCAGAACUCUCAGACUCUUCAAACACACAAGUAGAUUGAUCUAAGGCAUGCUCCCAGCAUCUGUGCACCCAAUUAGUCCACUCUGAGUCAAUUAACCUGCAUGCGGAAACGCUCAAGUCCACCCCAAUUAACAAGCAAAUACCAAAGCAGUUGGGAGUACAUACAGUAGACAAUUUGCCUUAGAAAGUGACUUGAAUGUACAAAGAUACUUGAUGCACUUAUUAUUUUUUAACGUGAGACAGCAAGUUUAUAAAACAUUCGUGUAGGAUUAUAGCUACUCGAGUUACAGGAGCAUGUGUGUGCACGUGUGGGGGUACUCGAAGCUGAUCUGAUUGGUGCAACAGUUUGAUGCUGAGUCAUGCGUGUGGGAUACCACCUCAGUGCCCCUGCGGCCCCUCAGCCAAACAAAGUUGAGCCUUUCAUAGCUUCUUUACUACUGCAAGUUCAAGGUGGAAAUGGCUUCUAUGAUCAGAACUGGGAAAACAGUGAAUCUUAUAGUGGAAGAGGUUCUCAGCAAGUGUACAGUAUUUACCUUCCUUUGUCUUACAUUGGCUUUUUUUAAUUUUCCAUUCAUUUCAGCAUAAUUAUUGAACAAGUGUACAGAAGAACUUUUUUUGUUAGGUCUGUGAGAACUUUUCAUAGAUGAACUUUUUUAACAAAUGUUUUCAUUUGCAGGAAAAUGCAAAGAAAAUUUUCAAGUGACAGUCUUUUUUUUUUUUCCAACUGUUUCAUAAGACAAAAAUAUCAAUAGUUCUGGUGAGAUCGAAGUCUGAUAUUGCAGUGAUAAUAUUUAUUAAAACCCAUAACUACCAGGAAUAGGAUACCUCCCACCCCUUGAUUCCCAUAACAUAAAAAUCUGAGUAUGUGCUAUUUGAGAGUAGGGGAGGAUGGCAUGGUAGUCUACUUUUCCAGGCCUUUACAUCACCCAAUGAUAUCCUACAUACUUCUUUCAAGAUCUUCAACCACGAGGUAAAAGAGCUAAGACAAGUUCCAAGAACCCUAGUGAAAAUUUGCUUUGGGAUUUUCUUUCCUUAAAAAAAAAUAAAGAAGGAACUAAUACAUUGAGAGCAAAUAAAAUCCCAACUCUGACCGUUCAUGAUGUAGAGUUCAGAGAUCACUUCCAUCGUUGUCAUCAUUGAACUAUGAAUCUGGGAAACCAGAUCAUGAUUAAAACUGACGUCAAGUUUCAAGUUGCAGAUCAAUGCACCCGGGGUUCAGAUGUGGCAAACUUCUCAGUGACAACUGUGCUGUGUGUGCUCUGUCAUGUUGCAUUUCCUACAGACUCUUAAGAUCUACAGAGUAGUGAACAAUGACCUCAUUUUAUUUUCUAUGUUAGUUAUUUAUUUCAAAAGUAACAUUUUAGUUUAUUUUUGUCUGGUAAAGUGUAUGUUUUGCACUGCUAACUACUAUGAGGGUUUAAACAACGCUUCUUCAGGGUCCCUUCACUGAGGACCUAUGCAGUCUACUUAAUGCUGUGAAUUACCUUUUCAAAUGUUUAAUUUUUUUUAAAAAAAUUAAUAUUCUAUUUUUUUUAGGCUUCUCUAGAAAUGCAGCUUUUAUUUAUUACUCCACUUUUUUCAAGUCCUAAAGAACAACAUAUUGAAUAAGGGUACAAAAAAAUUAACACAUUAUGGAAACACUCAUUGUGACAAAAGUGAAUUUCAUGGAGUGUACACUUAUCUACUUCAAACUUAGGUAAUGAGACAACCUAAGAUAUUCAAGAUAAUUAUGUAAUGAUUAGUUGUUGAGUUAGACCACAUAAUGCAUGGGAAGACAAACAGAUUUCCAGCCUUCUUGCCAAAUCCAGACCUCUGGUUGAUUUUUCUUUGUUAGAAGAUGGAAUUAUAUUACAGUUUCCCAAGUUAAAUUUAUUUAACAUUUACAUUAUUUUGCUUUUUAAAAAAUAUAAACAUGUUAGGAGAAUUAUAGCCAGCUUUCAGUUUUCAAUUAUAACCAUUCUAUCGCACUCUUCCUUCCCCCCCUCCCCCCCGUGGGAUUUAAUGGGGAAAAUAAACGAAAGCUGUCAUUAGUCAGGUGGCUCUUUUUCCUAUGAAAUAUAUCCGUACCUUUCUCCAUCCAUUGUUCUCAGUGAUGACCACAGAGCCUGAGUGUACCAGGAAAGCCAAUAUUUGCAUUACAGGUUGCUCCUGUACUUCCAGAAACCUUUUUUACCUGGGUGACUAACCUAAUUUUGCUAGUUCCGUAAAUACACAAUUAGUUUAGUAACAGCCAUCACAAUGUACCAUGUACAUUCAUAGUGAGAGCUAAAGAUUGACGCAGACUUCUAGGAGCUUGAUUCACGCUGAUUACGUAGUCCAAUUGUAUAGAUCGAAUAGUUGAGUGGAAGGAAUUUACACUCUGUUUAAAUGAUGGGACUCCAUCAGGACGGCACUCAUCAUCAUGACCUUUUUGGUAGUAUUCUUAAGCAAAAUUCUGUGGAGACUAAAUGUUAGAGAUGAUCCUCCAUUUUCAAGUUUAACUAAUUCUAUCCCCUUUCUCAAAACCCAACUCCCAUGCAUGCUUUCUCAGUCUUGUGGUGGGACUGGAUACAAUGACUUAAUCCCCCUCCCCAAAUGCCAUUUUCCAUGGAGUUCAAAAAAAAAAUUUUUUUUUCUUAACCUUACAUAUCAUAGUGAAUGGUUUCCCCAGUGUAUAUGAAUGUUUUAAGUGUCUCCAAUAGCUUACUCAGUUUAGGAGCUUUUCAAUACUCAUUUAAUAAGAGUAAAUCAUUUGCUAAUGGAAAUUUUACCACCUUCUAUUUUCCCUCUGUUACCAAAUUUCAGCUCUCAGGAGCUGGUCUAUGAUUCUGAAAUUGCUUUUCUUGCCUCUCUUUAGUCACCUGUCACAGGAGGUUCUUGCUCAGUAAUGAUAUUGUGAGUUAGAUUAACAAGAACUUUUUUUUUUGCACUUCAGAUUUAGAAGAUCCUGUUUCCAUUUGAAAGGAACUGUAAGCUUUUAUCUUUUAACCAACUGAACAACACAUCAAAAGCAGCCUAGGGAUGAGCAUUUCUUUGAAAGCAAUUAGGUUAUUCACCUGGUAUUAAAACGAUUUACUAUUAAAAAAAAUCUGUGACUUUAUUAAGUUGAUUUAAAAGGCAGCAUCAAAAACUGAAAAGGAAGGGGGAAAAAAUAGCUUCUCUGCACUCGUUUGGAGCUCUCCAAAGCAGGGGACCAUCGAGAUGAGGCAUCAGGACUGGGCUGCCCUUCCCAGGACACCCUGCAGCAGGUCCGAGUUGGCUGAUGCAGCUCACACAUGCUACAUGCAGCCCUUUUCUUUCCGGCCCUGGAAAGCAGUGGUCUUGAGCCCAACGGAGAAGCACCUGCCACUCCUCUCUCGUUCUGAAUGGUGUUUGUGUCAGUCUGCAGCUGUGUAUGGUAUUAUGUCUUAUAAUCCUGCAUCACUUCUAUCCUAUCCAGUCAUAUCUAAUGUAGAAAAUUAGUUUCCAGUGAAAGUAAUAUGUAGUGCUUUUAUGAUAUUUGUGUGCAAUAUCCCCUCUUCCAUUGAGGAUAUUUGAUGUAAAAGAAAAAGAAAAAAAAAAACUCAGUUCCACAAUAAAAUACAAAAGUGGCAAAAGGUCA
This is a messenger RNA of Hipposideros armiger (great roundleaf bat), 12127 nucleotides long. It is a transcript of the gene MAP1B, whose product is annotated as microtubule associated protein 1B. Gene Ontology annotation, biological process: dendrite development; regulation of microtubule depolymerization; microtubule cytoskeleton organization. Gene Ontology annotation, cellular component: microtubule associated complex; synapse; dendrite. The transcript has 10 exons. The record is from RefSeq and is a predicted model, not a curated record. The coding region runs from base 364 to 7812 and encodes 2482 amino acids. Gene Ontology annotation, molecular function: microtubule binding; actin binding. NCBI's taxonomy places the organism in Eukaryota, Metazoa, Chordata, Mammalia, Chiroptera, Hipposideridae.